Messenger RNA from Drosophila ficusphila, 1240 nucleotides. RefSeq names its product band 7 protein AGAP004871. Lineage: Eukaryota; Metazoa; Arthropoda; Insecta; Diptera; Drosophilidae. The transcript is spliced from 4 exons. Bases 104 to 1234 code for a protein of 376 amino acids. Gene Ontology annotation, cellular component: plasma membrane. The record is from RefSeq and is a predicted model, not a curated record.
GCGUGCAGUUCUCGAUCAUCCAGUUUCCAUUCGGACCAGUCGUGGAUUCGAAAUCAAUCCAAUCCGGUCCAAUCCAAUCCGAUCCGAUACCCUCCGACUCGAAAUGCAUCCUGCCUCGCCGCAUCAGCACCGCGCGCGCCUCAACAUCGGUUCGCCGGGAUCGGGUGGUGUCCAGGCCUCCUCCUCGACGGAGACCUUUCCCCUCACCCCGCAGCACCAGUCCUCGCAGCAUGCGAUCCACGUGCCGCCGCCACCCGCAUCACUGCCCUACCAGGGACUCAAAACCUCUGAAAACGAUGACAUGGGCUGCGUGGAGAUCCUGGCCACGGUGGUUUCCGUGCUGAUCAUGGUGCUGACCUUUCCCAUCUCGGUGUUCAUCUGCUUCAAGGUGGUUUCCGAAUACGAGCGGGCGGUGAUCUUCCGGAUGGGACGACUGCGCAGCGGUGGAGCCCGUGGACCCGGAGUCUUCUUUGUGUUGCCCUGCGUGGAUGACUACUAUCCGGUGGACCUGCGCACCGUCUCCUUCGACGUUCCCCCGCAGGAAGUGCUCUCAAAGGACUCGGUGACGGUCACUGUGGAUGCGGUGGUCUACUACCGCAUCAGCGAUCCCCUCAAGGCGGUCAUCCAGGUGUACAACUAUAGCCACUCGACCAGUCUCCUGGCGGCCACCACGUUGCGCAAUGUGCUUGGAACGAGGAAUCUCUCCGAGUUGCUUACCGAACGCGAGACCAUCUCGCACACGAUGCAGAUGUCCCUGGAUGAGGCUACUGAUCCCUGGGGCGUUAAGGUGGAACGGGUGGAGAUCAAGGAUGUUUCCCUGCCCACUGCUCUUCAGCGGGCAAUGGCCGCCGAGGCGGAGGCGGCGAGGGAGGCGAGGGCCAAGGUGAUUGCCGCCGAGGGUGAGAUGAAAUCCUCGAGAGCUCUACGCGAAGCCUCCGAGAUCAUCUCAGCCAGUCCUUCUGCCUUGCAGUUACGUUACCUGCAAACCCUGAGCAGCAUUUCCACCGAAAAGAACUCCACCAUCAUCUUUCCACUGCCCAUGGAGCUGCUCACACCCUUUCUGAACACACACGCCCACUCGCAGCAGCUGCAACUGCAACACCAGCAGCAGCAACAGCAGCAACAUCAACAGCAGCAACAGCAGCAGCAGCAGCAGCAACAUCAGCAACACCAGCUACAUGCGAACGCCCCUGCCACGCCCCUUCAUCGACACCAACACCAACACCACCAGUGACGCACG